Glycine soja is the source of this 3607-nucleotide messenger RNA. Its product is annotated as protein SMAX1-LIKE 3-like. The record is from RefSeq and is a predicted model, not a curated record. Bases 716 to 3313 code for a protein of 865 amino acids. The transcript has 3 exons. NCBI's taxonomy places the organism in Eukaryota, Viridiplantae, Streptophyta, Magnoliopsida, Fabales, Fabaceae.
UAGCACCAAACCAACAUUGGUUUUCAUGCAAUCUGUUUUCAUUUGGAGGUUGCGAUUAUUCCAUCAAUCAUUCAAGGCAUUAUUCCCUCUUCUCCUCGAGAAAAGAUAAAAGCUAACUAAAGCCCACCACCACUGUUCCCUCUGUCCAUUCAACCAGACAGACAGUCCUCACUCUCUUUUUCUCUCUCUUCCCCUUCAGUUUCAGCUUAUUCUUAACAAAAGUCAUUUAUUCCAUUCCUUAGUGUUUAAAGCUUGUUCUCACUUUGCCACUUAUUUUACACUUCCCACAAUAUUGAGCUCUAGCUUUUCAUAAUCCCACUUCAGCUUUACAUUGUACAACAAACAAAGAGAGAGAAAGAGAAAGUUGUGCAUAUCACAGCCAAUCCACUUUCAUAUAAAAAGCCAAAAUUUCCCUCACUGACAAGAAAGGCACAAAACCCUCACAAUAUCUAUCUUGCAGACCCUUGCUAUAAGUGUACCAAACAAAGUAUAAACCACCAUACAGAUCGAUAUAUCUAUCUCCAUAUCCUACCUCCUAGCUAAGCCACCAUAGCAUAGAUCGAUAACCCUUUUGCUUUCAAACCAAAUGAGUUAACCUCAUUAUAUUGAUCCAAAACUCCAUUAAACUCUUAUCUAACUCUUAAGUUUAAACCUUUGUAGUUUGUUCUAUACAUAUAACCGUGUGAGUGUGAGUUAUUGUUACUAGUUGAGAAAAAUGAGAGGAGGUAUUUGUAGCAUACAGCUUCAGGCUCUUACACCUGAAGCUACAACUGUUGUCAAGCAAGCUGUGAAUCUUGCAACAAGAAGAGGCCAUGCGCAAGUGACACCUCUUCAUGUUGCAAGUGCCAUGCUUGCAACUUCCACAGGCCUUCUUCGUAAGGCUUGUCUUCAGUGUCACUCUCACCCUCUUCAGUGCAAGGCUCUUGAGCUUUGUUUCAACGUUGCACUCAACCGUUUACCAGCUUCCACUUCAAGCCCUCUUCUGGCUCCUCAAUAUUCCACCCCUUCACUCUCCAAUGCCUUGGUUGCAGCCUUCAAACGUGCUCAGGCUCACCAACGCCGUGGUUCUAUUGAGAACCAGCAGCAGCAUAUUCUUGCCUUGAAGAUCGAGGUGGAGCAGCUCGUGAUUUCAAUCCUUGAUGACCCUAGUGUUAGUAGGGUCAUGAGAGAAGCUGGUUUCUCUAGCACCCUUGUGAAAACAAGGGUUGAACAAGCUGUUUCAAUGGAAGUUUGUUCACAGAAGGCUUCUUCUGAUAGGAGCCAUGCCAAAGAAAAUAUCACUAAGCCCCAUCAUGUUGUUCUUGGUGGUAGUAAUAAUGUGUCUCCAUCAUCUGGACCUUUUGGUCAAGUUGCUGGUGGCUCCUUCAUGAAGCCUAAUUUAGACCAUGUUAACAAUGAUGAUGUAACUAGUGUGCUGAGUGAGUUGGUGAGGAGAAAAAACACAGUUAUUGUAGGGGAGGGUGUGGCCAAUGCUGAGGGAGUAGCUAGGGAAGUGAUGGAGAGGUUUGAGGUAGGGAAUGUUCCUGGGGACUUAAGGUAUGUGCAAUUUGUGAGCCUUCCUCUCAUGUGCUUCAGAAACAUUAGCAAGGAGGAAGUUGAACAGAAGCUUAUGGAGAUUAGAAACCUUGUGAAGAGCUAUGUGGGAAGAGGGGUUGUUCUUUACUUGGGUGAUCUAAAAUGGUUGUUUGAGUUCUGGGCUAAUUUUUGUGAGCAAAAAAGAAACUACUACUGUUCUAUAGAGCAAAUGGUCAUGGAGCUUAAAAAAUUGGUAUGUGGUAGUGGGGAGUCUAGUAGACUGUGGCUUAUGGGGAUUGCAACUUUUAAGGCAUACAUGAAGUGUAAAAUAUGUCACCCAUCCCUAGAAGCUAUUUGGGAGCUUCACCCCUUCACAAUUCCUGUUGGCAGCCUCAGCCUAAGUUUAAAUUUUCACAGUGAUUUUCAAGCUCAAGAGAGAAGCAAGGUGUUUUUCAAGGAUGUGGCUUUUGAAGAUAGAACAGGAGUCAGAAACCAUCUAACUUGCUGCAGGGAUUGCUUGAUAAAUUUUGAAAAAGAAGCUCAGAGCAUAACUAACUGUAUAAGUAAGAAAGUUUGCACUGCUAGUAGCUUGCCAACGUGGCUUCAAAAUUGUAAGGAAGAGAGAAGUGACAUAAUGGAAGAUCAGGAAAGUUCAAGGCUUGAGUAUCUGUGCAAGAAAUGGAAUUCCUUAUGCAAUUCAAUACACAGACGACACCCUUCCAUUAUUGAGAAACCAGCUGUUUUCUUUGUUUCAUCAUCCCCUUCAUCUCCCACUUCUGUUUCCUCAAAUGAAAGAAAGUCCAACUUUCAUCACAGCCACCUAAAUUGGCCAAUCAUUUCUGAAUCAGAAAAGUCACCAAAAGAAUGUGAGUUAUACACUGAAACUGGUGAUGAUGAUGAUGAUGGCUAUGAUAGCAACUUUAUAAUGUUCAUGCCAGAUAGAGAUGUCCCUAAACCAGAUCUUCUGUCAAAUCCAAACUCUAGCCCCAACUCGGCUUCUUCAAGUGAAGCAGUGGAUGGUUUGGAAAGCACUCAAAUGUUCAAGGAACCUAAUGCUGAGAAUCAUAAGAUUCUGUGUGAUGCUUUGGAGAAAAAGAUUCCACAGCAUAAAGAUGUUAUUGUUCCAGAGAUUGCAAGUACUGUCCUUCAUUGUAGAUCAGGAAUGAGAAAAAGAGGAUUAAACCACUUGAUGAACAGAGAAGAAAAUCAAGAAACUUGGAUGUUCUUUCUUGGUGUGAAUUCCCAAGCCAAAGAGAGCAUCUCAAGGGAGCUAGCUAAAGUUGUUUUUGGCUCUUAUAGCAACUUUGUCUCAAUUGGCAUGAGCAAUUUCUCUUCCCCAGAAGAUGAUCAUGAUUCCACUGAUGAAAAAUCCAAAAGGAAGAGGCCAAGAGAAGAGUUGAAAAGCAGUUAUGUUCAAAGAUUCGGGGAAGCAGUGAAUGAGAACCCUCAUAGGGUGUUCUUCUUGGAAGACUUGGAUCAAGUUGAUUACUUCUCUCAAAAGGGUGUAAAGCAAGCAAUUCAAAGUGGAAGCAUAACACUCCCUAGUGGUGAAUCUGUUCCUCUCAAGGAUGCCAUUGUCAUUUUCAGUUGCGAAAGCUUCUCUUCACCAAAGUUGAGAAAAUCACCAUGUGCUGAAAACAAAGGGAAAGAGAUCACUGUGGAUGAUGAAAGUUCUAGCCUCUCUUUGGAUCUGAACCUAGCCAUUGAAGAUGAAAGUGGAGGUGUGGCAUUAGGUGGAGACAAUGGCAUCCUAGAGUUAGUUGACAAACAAAUUAAUUUCAACAUACAAGAAUUGUGAUGAUAGGAAUAAUGGAGAAACAAUCUUCUGUGUUAAAUUUGAGUGUUAAUUACUUUUUUUUCUCUUGUAUUGUUUUUCAGCUACACUUAGUGAGGUCGGGGGAAAGAAAAACAUGAAUGGAAAAGUAAUAUUAGAGACAUAGUUUUGAUCUGCGUUUCUUAAGCUUGAAUGCAGAUGGUAUAUUUAGGAAGAGAACGUGUCUGUGUAUAUGUUAAUUAAUGUGCUCCAAUCUUUUGCAUGUAAUUUGGUUCCUGUUUUAACUAAAUAUAUUUUAAUUUCUUGUUUCGAAUAAAA